AUGCAAACCGGCGCUCGCCUCUUCUUCACGUCAAGCCACUACGCUGUAGCAGGCGCUUCGUCCAUCCCAUCAAAAUUUGGGCAUCGCAUAUUCGCCUGGUAUCUGACAGAACAGCUUCCCGUCAUCCCGCUCAACCCGACAUGUACAUCCAUUACGGUCCGACGGAAAGACUACGAGACGGUAGCUUCACCAUCCCAGCUUGCGGACCCGAAGAACACUAGCUUGUCAGUAGUGACGCCACCUCAAGUCACUGCAAAGCUACUUCGAGAGGCGAAAGCAGCUGGAGUUAAAGCCGUCUGGUUGCAGCCUGGUAGCUUUGGCGAGGACGAAAUGGAGUAUGCCACUAAGGAGUUCCCAGGAGCAGCGGUAGGAGGAUUUUCUGAAGGCACAGUUGGCGGCGAGGGGUGGUGUGUGCUUGUUGAUGGAGAGACCUACAUGAGUGCUGCGCAACAUGGCAAAUUAUGA
Molecule: messenger RNA, 465 nt
Organism: Recurvomyces mirabilis
Lineage: Eukaryota; Fungi; Ascomycota; Dothideomycetes; Mycosphaerellales; Teratosphaeriaceae
Exons: 1
Coding region: 1-465 (154 amino acids)
Source: RefSeq, a predicted model, not a curated record